Molecule: messenger RNA, 1449 nt
Organism: Trematosphaeria pertusa
Lineage: Eukaryota; Fungi; Ascomycota; Dothideomycetes; Pleosporales; Trematosphaeriaceae
Product: pantothenate transporter-like protein
Exons: 6
Coding region: 1-1449 (482 amino acids)
Biological process (GO): pantothenate import across plasma membrane
Cellular component (GO): plasma membrane
Molecular function (GO): pantothenate transmembrane transporter activity
Source: RefSeq, a predicted model, not a curated record
AUGGCCUCUCAAUUCAUCCAGUACCUCCGGGGCGAUCAAAACGCCCCAGGGGAGCGAAAGCUUAUCCAGAAGCUGGAUUUCUUCAUUUUGACAUUCUGCUGUCUUAUGUAUUUCCUUAAUUACCUGGAUCGCUCCAACCUCAAUAAUGCCUACGUCUCCGGAAUGAAAGAAGAACUCGACUUCAGGGGAAACCAGCUCAAUCAAAUAAACACUGUCUUUACCGUAGGCUACACUAUCGGCCAAGUGCCGUGCAAUAUCGCGCUGUACUACAUAAAACCAAGGAUCUUCUUUCCUUCAUGCAUGGUGGUAUGGGCUGGAUUGACCAUGGCGACUGCUGGGGCCCAGCAUCCGCGCGAUAUCAUGACAAUUCGCUUUUUCCAGGCCAUAUUUGAGGCUUCUACAUUCGUGGGAACCCAUUACAUCCUGGGAUCCUGGUAUACGGAACGCGAACUGGGAAAACGCUCUGGGAUCUUUACAGCUUCAGGACUUGCUGGCACGAUGAUAGGCGGCUUCAUCCAGACUGGUAUCCAUUCCAGCUUGAACGGACGGAAUGGACUCUCUGGCUGGCGCUGGCUUUUCAUUAUCGACGGGAUCAUUACGCUUCCUGUUGCCAUCUACGGGUACCUUCUAUUCCCCGACACCCCCAAGAACACGAGAGCUCCAUACCUGACUGCGGAGGAGAAAGCGCUCGCAAUAUCGCGGGUCCCGGAGGUGUCCGAGCGCACGCCUAUAUCCUGGAACUUCCUGAAAUAUUGCUUUUCGACCUGGUAUUGGUAUUUCUUUACGGUCCUCUGGAUCAUUGCUGGGGAGACCGAGUCCUUCAGCUCCAACGCUCUCUUGGCCUUGUACAUGAAGGCGCAUCCGACUAUCAAGUACACCGUUUCCCAACUUAAUAACUAUCCAACGGGAGUGCCAGCGGUUGGCAUUGUAUCGACUCUGUUCUGGGCCACUUUGACGGACUUCCUGGGCGGAAAGCGAUACCUUGUGGGAUAUUGGAUCGGCAUCACUGGAGUCAUCACUAGCGCUUUAAUCUUAGCCUACCCCCACAACACCGCGAUUCAAUUUGGCAUGUACUACUGGGCCGGAAGCGUUUAUGCCUGCCAAGCCACAUUUUUCGCAUGGUGUAAUGAUGUUCUGCGCUACGAAGAAGACAGUCUGAGAGCGGUCGUUAUUGCCAGCAUGAACAUGGGAAGCAACGCGGUAAACGCUUGGUGGAGCAUCUUAUUUUACGGUGCAAAUUUCGCUCCCUACUUCACUCGGGGCAUGUGGGCAAUGAUUGCCGUCAGUAUCGCCAUGGCUAUGUGGACAGGCUUACUUGUGUGGAUGCAUGUUCGAACUGAGAAGAGACGAGAGAUGGAAAGUUCAACGACGCCUGGGGCAGAGAAAGAGCAUGCGAUCGGCGCACCUGAUGAGAUCAACAAAAGCAGCCAACUUGAUGAGAAGGUUUAG